This is a messenger RNA of Hibiscus syriacus, 1835 nucleotides long. RefSeq names its product protein DA1-like. Lineage: Eukaryota; Viridiplantae; Streptophyta; Magnoliopsida; Malvales; Malvaceae. The coding region runs from base 307 to 1731 and encodes 474 amino acids. The transcript has 12 exons. Gene Ontology annotation, molecular function: ubiquitin binding. The record is from RefSeq and is a predicted model, not a curated record.
GGGUUUAGGGUGUGAUAGCUUCUUUGGAGCCAGAAAAAUAAAGGGUGUCACUGUUUUUCUUUUUUCUUUUUGCAACGUUGAAUAGAUUAUUCAAUUUCUAUUCACAAAAUAGAAAGAAAAAGUGAAAAGGGCGAGAGGGGGAAUAUAUAAUUUUAUAUAGAAGAACUGAAAAUUUUCAACUUUUUUGGUUAAUUUUGAGAUUCUGAUCUAGGUCUCUUUUGCAAUCUUCUUCCACCGUUUGCUGCAGGCUGUUGAUUUGUUUGAGGCAGAAACCUUAUUGAUUAUGAGCGGAUAACAUCCUGCUUCAUGGAUUGGAUUAAAAAGAUUUUUAAGGGCUCUGGCCAAAAGAACUCAGAGGAACAUUAUUAUUAUGGAGAAUAUGUAGAGGAUCCUCAAUUUAAUGCGCCAUCUGGAACAGGGGAGCAUGAUGAAGAGAUAGAUCAAGCUAUUGCCCUAUCCCUUCUAGAGGAAAGUCAGAAUAGGAGAAACAUGAUAAAUGAUGAAUCUCAGCUAGAGGAAGAUGAGCAACUUGCAAGAGCCUUACAAGAAAGCUUGAGCUUUGAACCUCCUCCCCAAUAUGAAAAUGUAAAUUCGUAUCAACCUAUCCCAGUCCAAUUUCCAAUGGGAUACAGGAUUUGUGCUGGCUGCAAUAAUGAGAUCGGUCAUGGAAGAUUUCUAAAUUGCCUCAAUGCAUUUUGGCAUCCACAAUGUUUCCGCUGUCAUGCUUGCAACCUUCCAAUUUCUGAUUAUGAGUUCUCUAGGUCCGGGAAUUAUCGUUUUCAUAAAUCUUGCUACAAGGAGCGUUACCAUCCGAAAUGUGAUGUUUGCAGCCACUUUAUUCCAACAAACCCCGCUGGUCUUAUUGAAUAUAGGGCGCAUCCUUUUUGGAUCCAGAAGUACUGCCCCUCUCACGAACUCGAUAGCACUCCACGAUGCUGCAGCUGUGAGCGAAUGGAGCCACGAGACACGGGAUAUGUUGCCCUUGAUGAUGGACGGAAGCUUUGCCUGGAGUGUCUGGAUUCUGCAGUUAUGGAUACCAAGGAAUGUGAACCCCUUUAUCUUGAUAUACAGGAGUUUUACGAAGGGUUAAAUAUGAAAGUCAAGCCGCAAGUUCCAUUACUCCUUGUUGAAAGGCAGGCUUUAAAUGAAGCCAGAGAAGGAGAAAAGAACGGCCAUUAUCAUAUGCCAGAGACAAGAGGACUCUGCCUUUCUGAGGAACAAACUGUCAGCACUAUUCUAAGGCGACCAAGUUUUGGUAUCGGAAAUCGAGCCAUGGAUAUGAUAACAGAGCCCUACAAAUUGACACGUAGAUGUGAAGUGACUGCAAUUCUCAUUUUAUAUGGCCUGCCAAGGCUACUGACUGGAUCAAUCUUAGCACACGAGAUGAUGCAUGCAUGGAUGCGACUUCAAGGUUUCCAAACUCUCAGUCAGGACGUUGAGGAAGGAAUUUGUCAGGUAUUAGCACACAUGUGGUUAGUUACUCAGCUUGAUUCUUCUUCUCCUCCGAGCAGCGCUGUUGCAUCAACAUCAUCCUCGGGAUCUAGUGGAUUAAGAAAGGCGAAAAGACCUGAAUUCGAAAGGAAGCUCGGGGAAUUCUUCAAGCACCAAAUCGAGUCAGACACAUCGCCCGUAUAUGGAGAUGGUUUUAGAGCAGGGCAUUCGGCAGUUUACAAAUUUGGGCUUAGAAGAACCCUUGAACAUAUUCGGAUGACAGGAAGAUUUCCUUACUGAGAAUCCCCCUAACCCCUGAUUCUUAAAAAUGGUUUUCCCUGUUCUUUUUAAAGAGAUGAAAACCACGGCCAUUUCAUAUUAAUUCAAAUUUGAUUGUUUUCUUU